Acanthoscelides obtectus is the source of this 10079-nucleotide messenger RNA. NCBI's taxonomy places the organism in Eukaryota, Metazoa, Arthropoda, Insecta, Coleoptera, Chrysomelidae. The record is from the annotation of a GenBank genome assembly.
UAUUAUUUUUAGGUCAGCGUCACCGCUUUGCCGCUUCGCAGUCUCGCCCCCGGCAUGCUCAACGUCUUUCUCCCCCUACCAUCCGCCACCAGCAUCGCAACCCUCUCUGAGCCACCCCCAACGGCCGGCAGCUAUGAUGUUGGCGUCCACGGCAAGGUGACCCCGUUCCGGUUCCCGUUAACGUUCCUGUACCGGAGGUCGCGAACAUGUCCUUGGACGCGGAGAGGCAGUUCCUCUGCCCAAGGCUCAUCGACUAUCUCACCAUCGUCGGGGCCAGGAUCAACACGGGACCAGGCGGUGUUACCAGGCCUAAUACUGGACCGCAUAUACAGCCACCAGAACUGCUGAGACGUUAUCCCGUUCAAGACCACAAAGACUUCCCAAUGCCGCUGGAUAUGGUGUAUUUUUGCCAACCAGAGGGCUGUUCUUCAGUUGGACCAAAAAGGACAGCGCUGCGGGAGGCAUCUUCAUUUGUAUUUACUUUGACUGAUAAGGAUUCUGGGAAAACUAGGUACGGGAUUUGUGUAAAUUUUUAUAGACCAAUAGAAAAAUGUACAGUGUCAGCUGGCUUGUCAAAAGGUAGGGCAAAUACGAGUUUAAGGAGAGACUCAUGGAGGAAAAGUAUGGAAAAAAGCUCAGACUCAGCAUUUUCUAGUGACUAUAGGAGUAGUAAUAUAGGACCAAGUGAUUCAGAUAGAGACUGUCCAAGUAGACGAGAUUCUGAAUCAACAACGGUGAAUUUACCGCGAUUAGGGGUGAUUCCAGCCAACGAUUCGGAGAGUGGUGGUAGCCAUUCACCAUCACCGAGAGCUAGUAGGAGACGACAGAGGAUCAGAAACCUGUCAUUAACCUCACUCUGUAUAUUAUCGCAUCAUCCGUUCUUUUCAUUAUUUCGAGAGUGCCUAUUCAUCUUGAAAAAGUUGAUUGAUGCUUGCAAUGAAUCUUCAAAUCCUCGAAGAGUUGGUGGUUCAAAACAGCUGUCUAGAGAUAGUGUUUGGAGUGUUUUAACAAACCACGCCACUGAGGCAACAUCGUCUAUCGUCAAUCAUGACGUAAAAGAGAUAGAAACAUGGAUUCUGAAGUUGCUCUCAGCUCCCGUGCCUAUACCUGGAAAAACAAAAGUCGAAGUUGAGGUGCUUUCUCCCAGCGUAUACGAUCCUUUAGUUUUUGCGUUACCUAGUCACACAAGGUUCAGUCUGGUAGAUUAUCCACUGCACCUGCCUUUAGAAUUACUGGGUGUGGAAACUUGCUUGAAAGUGCUGACGUUGAUUCUUCUAGAACACAAAAUAAUACUGCAGUCGCGAGACUACAAUGCAUUAUCUAUGUCUGUGAUGGCCUUUGUAAAUAUGAUUUAUCCUUUGGAAUACAUGUUUCCUGUCAUACCGCUACUACCUACGUGUAUGAGCUGUGCAGAACAGCUGCUCCUGGCACCUACACCGUUCGUUAUUGGUCUUCCUGCUAGUUUUUUAAUGUACAAAAAGAACUUCAAAUUACCAGAUGACAUAUUUCUGGUAGAUCUAGAUUCGAAUAAAAUGAUAACACCGUAUGAAAUCCCUCCGUUGCCUGAACCUGAAGGUACAAUAUUGAAAAAUCACCUUAAACAGGCAAUGCAACUGAUGGAUCAAGCUGGAGCAAUCAACAGCUUAUCAACUAAUAGUGCAGUAACUCAACAACUCCAGCCAUCCAGAAGAGAAAGUAUAUCAUCGCCAAAUACAUUGAGUGUGGGAAAAAGCAAAACGCCAGAGCCAGAACUGUCGCCAGCAAUGUCUCCGGUGAAUACAAACAUUCAACAACACAAGCUUUCUUUGACACCUCAAGUGCCCUACAUACCUCCUUCGAGACCUCCAACGCCUUCGUCGGGAUACAACCCAUUCGUGUAUGGUAGUGAUGUGGACUCUGUAGACAUUGCUACUAGAGUUGCAAUGGUUCGAUUUUUCAAUUCCCAGAAUUUGCUAGCAAAUUUUUCUGAGCACACCAGGACGUUAAGGUUAUACCCAAGGCCUGUUGUAGCUUUCCAGAUCAACAGUUUCUUGAGAUCACGACCAAGAACGUCACAGUUCCUCAACAGAUUUGCAAGAACCCAAGCGGUAGAAUUCUUAGCAGAAUGGUCCUUAACUCCAACCAAUGUAGCGUUCCAAAGAGUACAAACAGGUGUUUUGGACCCAGCUUUAAUUGGCGACAAACCCAAGUGGUACAUGCAUACUUUGGAACCAAUCCGGUUCGUGGUCUGGGACGACGGGAGUUCUUUGAAUGGAGCGCUGCGGAGUAUCCAGAGUGCCGAACAGCAACCUACAGACGAGAGCGGUUCUGAUUCUGAAGAGGCAGACAGUACUAGUUCAAGUUACUCAUCUUUGAGUGACUUUGUCUCGGAGAUGGCGUCUUCUGAUCUGUCGCCCGGGUAUUCAUAUCAUGAGCAGAGGAAGGCUUCGGCACAGAGCAUGUCGUUUUCGUCUAGCGUAGACGUGGAGUCUGUUUAUCGGCCGCCUUCAGAACUACAGUACCCCGGGGGCGAAGCACCCCUGAUAAGGUCAGAUUCUCCGCAAUCGUCUAGCAGUAGUGACUCAGAUCUGAGCUCACCUGACUUCAACAGGGAUUCUGAGCUAGAAUUCGGCAACAAGUCGAAGAGCGAACAAGCCCAUAUUCCAAAGACAGACAAUGAAGGAAGUUACGAGAACGAGUCAGAUUCGAACUCUACUACGACGCCAAAGACUGUGGUCAGCUCUAAUAAUGUGAAGCAAUCGUCACCCACCGAAGAGAGGUCUAUUACUCCGAAAGGUCGAGGUCGGAGGUCUGUUACACCGGUUCCCCCAAUAACUCCCUCACUACAAAGACAGCCAAGCGUUGGAAAUGUGCUAGCCAGAACCUCGAGUUUCAGCUCUUCAGGUAGUCCUGGACCACCUUCGUCAGGUCCUCCUUCAUCUGGAGGUAGUGGUACCUUCACAAGGCAGGGCUCGCAAGGAUCCAUUUUUGAGCAGUUUACAUCUCAAGCUAAGGAGUUGGUACGGGAGACUACAAGGCAAAGCAGUCAAGAUGGAAUUUUGGCACAGAUGGAUAAGCUUAAGUUUCAAGCGAAGGAAAAACUCACUGAGGCCGAAGACAGUCAUAUUUUCGCGCCAUUUGAUAAGUUGACAAACCAAGCGAAGAAAGCGGCUGAAGAAGCAACAAAAAGCGUGCAGGUAGCUGGAAAGAGUGCCAUUGAAGCAAGUAAAACAGCAACUGCGAUGAGCAAGACAACUCUGGAUGACUUGACUUAUGUAGGAAAGUCCACUUUUGGAGACCUAACAAAAAGUGCCAAAGAAGUUGUAACGAAAAAGGGUCUCUUAAAGGCGGACUCCUUCUCCAAGCAACAGGACCCUGGUGGUAGCUCAACCUCGCUCGUUCCUCAGUCACAUGUAUUGACUGGUGCUAGUAGAGAUUUUUUCUCCAAUAUCAGCUCAGAUAUCAAUGGAUUAGCAACAAGCACAUCCAACAUGUUCUCUGAUUUGUUUGGAUCCAAAAAGGAAUCGCCCAGGCAAGGUGGUGAUCAGCAUCCAGAUCCAAAGCAGAAAUCGAAAGAACCAAUAAAAAGCAUGUUCGGGCCUUUUAACAGAGGUCCGAAAGGGCUGGCUGAAAAGAGUCCUCUGAUAAAACAUGUGCCUAGGAGACAAGAUGAUAUCCAAAGGAAGCAAUCUAUAGAUAAAAAUGUUACUAAUAGUGAAAAUCAGGCUUUUCUGAAAGACGUUGUGACAAGUGUCCUGGAAGGAGAAGGAGUGGGUUGGUUAAAGCUGAAUAGAUUAAAGAAACUUAUGGAAGAUGAGUCAUAUAGAAACUUUGUUCUUAGCAAAUUAAACAAAACCCUAGAUAGAAAAAUUGCACCUGAUGAUCACAUUGAUGACGUAUGUGUACCAAAGCCCGUGUGGAAAGGGAUGCAAAAGGUUUUGCAAGCUAUUGUACAUGGUUUGGAGAUGACGUAUGGAAACUAUGGACUGGGAGGAAUGGCUUCCGCCUUUCAAUUGUGUGAAGUUGCUCAUACGCAUUAUUGGUCAAAAGAUAUUGCUGAAUAUGGGCCUGAAAUAACACAUGGUUCUUCGAGCCCUAGAUCACCAGCAAGCCCAAGGUAUUCCUUACAGUCAUCAGACUGGGACGCAUCUAGAAAGUCUUCACAGGCGGAUCCACCCGAAGUUCGGUUGAUACAAGGAGAUGAAUCAGAAAAAGACCAACAAUCUACAGCAGAUAUGUUCAAGGACAUGUUGACUCAGAAAAAGAAUAUGUUGUUUAGUAAACUAACAUCCUUUGAUUCUGAUAAUGAAAGCCCCAUGCAUGGAUCUGGAGGUACAGUGUCCCCGUCAGCGGGAUCGAUAACUACAGGACCGGCAUGUGUCCUUAACCGAGGCGGAAAUCAGGCGUCUUUCAGGUCUACCGUAUCCGACACCGAGGUGGAGACGCUACAGUUUCCAAAAUUACCAAAACAACGCACAUCAAGCGUUUGGUCCAGCAAGUCGUCCUUGAGUACCGGUUUCCGUUAUCAUGGAGGGCAUAUUAUAAACACGGCCCAGUCUCCCAGCCCUGAUGCAGUGAGGACCUACUUAUUUGAAGGAUUACUUGGUAAAGACAGAUCGACCCUUUGGGACCAGAUGCAGUUUUGGGAGGACGCGUUUCUCGAUGCUGUCUCUCAGGAGAGGGACAUGAUUGGAAUGGAUCAGGGACCAAGAGAGAUGAUGGAACGAUACAAAAGCUUGAGUGAAACUGAAAGGAAAAGGCUGGAGCAUGAAGAAGACAGACUUCUAGCCACUCAACUGUACAACCUUACCGCCAGUUUGGUUAUGCUUAACUGUACCAAAGAUGAAAUAAAAAGGAAGAUUAGAAGAUUGCUUGGUAAGAGCCACAUAGGUCUUGUUUACAGUCAAGAGGUCAACUUACUCCUGGAUCAAAUCCACAAUUUGAAUGGUAACGACAUAGAUCUCAAGCCGCUUGGGUCUAGAUUACUUCAUAGGCAAAGCUUUACGGUACACCAAGGUGUGGACUGCACUGGAGAGCUAAGAUUUAUGGAGGUGCGGGACGAUGGUUUGGUGUUAAGAUCUGUUACGGGAGUUAUAGUAGAAAGAUGGUGGUUCGAGAGAUUGGUUAAUAUGACGUAUAGCCCCAAAAAUAGAGUACUUUGCUUAUGGAGACGCAAUGGCCAACAAACACAACUGCACAAGUACUACACUAAGAAGUGCAAGCAAUUGUACUACUGCAUCAAGGAAGCGAUGGAACGCAGUGGCGUCGCAGGGGCUGCUCCUGAGCUAGGGGGUGAAUUCCCCGUCCAGGACAUGGCCACCGCUGAAGGGGGGUUACUUCAAGUUUGCAUGGAGGGAGUAGGUCUGCUGUUUGCCAAUAGCAAGGAUCUUGCAGUUCUUCAUCAGGAUAUGUCACAUUAGGAAGUGCUUCACGCAGAAGGGAAAUAUAUUUGUCAUAGAGGAAUUCAAUCCCAAAACGAGGCAGGUAAUCCAGAGGAAAUACAAAUCUCCAAUGGCUAGCCAGAUAUUGCAUCAUUUCCACCGGAUACUGUCUGUUUGCAUGACACCACAUAUUGUUGAUAUUCCCGAUGCAUGAAACGAUCUCCUUUAGUGCACGGCUGAUCAAAUUUGUUAUUCGGUGCUAUGCGUGUUCAGCUACGUUGCAGCUGGUUCUGAUCGGCCCGCCCCCCAAAGACCCCAAAUGGGAGGACCCAGGAAACCGCCCACAGUGCUGCCAAUCGGCCCUGCUUGUCUGCAACCCGUCUAUUCGCCACAAGAAGAGCAGCUGGAGCAACAGCCCUUAGGCUCUUCCAUAGAACAGCCUCAGGAGCCUACGGCGGUAGCUAAACAGGAGGCACAUGACAUUGUAGAGAAGCCACCUGUAGAGCCAUCUACCCAGAAACCGGUCGAGGAUGCUCGAUCACAACAGUCACAAGUACCAGAAGCUUUCCUACAACAGGCUCAGCCGACGGGCCCGAAAAAUCCACUGCCCGUGCAGCAACUGUCGGUACAGAAGCAGCCUAGCGAUGAUCAAGAGUUUCCGCCCACAAGUCCAUUGCUGCCUCCGCCUCCGUGUAGUCCAGAGCCAGGUUCAGUGACACCUGUGGGCGGACCCCCUAAGUAUCCACCACCCGCGCUGCCUCCUGGGGUUGCACCACCAGCUCCUCCACCAGGACUUCUGAGGUCCCAGAUGUCUCUAGGUGGACCACCACCUCCUAUACCUACCCGUUCGUCUGUACCUCCUCACAGACAAUUUUCAUUACCUCCUCAACCACCACCUAGGCCUAAGUAGAGUAACUGAACUGGAGGAGUGUGUUGGAUCACUGGCGAUAACUGGCAAAGUAGCUGAACUUUAGAUGUAGUUGAAGCAAAGUUGUUUCUUUGGGAGUUGACUUCAGGGUCGGUUCAGACAUUUAUGAUAUUUUUUAAUCAUACUCGUACAUUAAACAGUCUAUGCCGGGUGUCAACAGAGGUUACUGAGCGUGGCUCAAAUUGAACAUUGAAUUGUAUAGUGAAUAGCAACUUGUGAUCUAACUGGAGCAUUUUUUGGGGUUUUAUAAGCAGUUGAAUUGAGAUUAAAAUUUUCUUGCUAGUGAUAGAAGGAUUUAUGGAAAAUUCAAACUGGCCGAAAUCUGUAACUAUGAGCAGCUAAGUGAGUGAACAUAAUCCAUAUUUAAUACCUUCGGUAGCAGCCUGUAUACUGAAAGACAAAGUAAGAAAGAUGAGCAUAUUGGAACAUGUUCUGCAACCGACUAUUUCGUCUCAUAUUUCCAGUAGUCCAAACAAAAUUUUAUUUUCGUAUUUACAAAACUGUCUAUUCUCCUGUAACUAAAGAGUAGAACCAAACCGCAAUAAUAUUCGAUUGAUAAUAAAGUUUUGAUGUGACAAAAUACUAAUAACUAUAUUUUAUGUAUUGAUAGGAAUAAAUAUAUCAAUAUUUAAAGGAAAUAACCUACACUGAAUAUUCAAUAUUUGUAGCAUCAUAGUUGAAGUUCGUUUAGAUCGCGGCAAUAGAGCUAUGAACAAAUAGACAAAAUUCAUUUCUAUGGGAUUUGAAAAUAAAAAAAUAAAGCUAGAAUGUAUGGUUGUGUCACUAGGGGUUAUAACGUAACUCCUAAUGACGGUUUUCCACUAAAGGGACAAAACAAAAACAAUACACAGACCCGUGUUGAAUAAAUAAAGCUGUAACUUUUCGGAUACUUUUGGAGUCUGGCGUGUUUUGCGACAGUUUGAGUUUAGUUUUUUGCGUCCCACUCGGAAGCGCCACAUCUAAAGGUUUCGACGUGUUUUGAAACUCGAGUUUGUUCAGUGGAAAUGUGUUGUGUAUACUAUUUUCACCAUGGUAGUCUGAAUACUAACUUUGCAGCAAAUUAGUAGAUAAAUAAAUAAUGUAUUUAUUUUUUUAUAGAUAAUAAAUUUGUUUUGAGUGCAUUAAGCCUUUACUUGUAGCAAGUAACCUCCUUGUUACUGCUAAUCGAUCUUUAACAGAAAUUUAAUCUCAAAUGUUUGUGUUUAACUUUGCAAAUUUUCUGCCCGGAUAGUUUAUAGACAUAUAUCGCUGUUUUUCAAGAAUAGUGACACUAGUUAAAAAAAGCUUUUUUUCAGGAGAGGCAUUUUUAAUAUUUUUUGAAGAACAAUUUCGGAUAACUGAAUAUAAAGUUAAUAAUUUGGAUUUAAAAAUUAUCAAUUAAAUAAGGUUUAUUGAACUUUCAGAUUCAUUGAACAAAAGAUCAGUAUGUUUUCAAAAAUAUCCCGUCUUACUACUUUUUUGCAACUUUACAGGAAUGUGCCAUUAUACCUAAAAAAAAAAGAUAAUGCAUUCCUAAAAAAUAUAUGACAAAUAAUUCGUGGUUACAGAAUAAAGAGGGAAAAUUUAUUUUAGUAUUAUUACCAACGAUACACAACUAACAACGGUUUAAAGGCUAUGUGGAACUAAAAAAUUAAAGGUAAGUUCAGAAAAAAAAGUACAGUACACAAAUUGGUUACAAAUUAUUGUGAAAUCCCUCAUAGCAGUGAGGCGCUUUUCUUUUUCUCGGAAAUGGGAAUGUUAUGUUUGUAUGCCUUAUUCAGAGUAAAUCUAGGACCUCUUUUUGUUGCUUUGCUUUUCUUAGACCUUCAAUAAGAUUUUUUAUCUACCCCAACUUUACGAAAAUCAGUCUCACUGUAUGAGUUUUUGUAGAAAAAUGUUCCAGAAUGUUGAGAUUCUAGCCCUUAAUAUUUCAACAUUGUAUUUUUAUGUUGUAGGAAGAUAGUCACAGUGCACUUUACAGGGUUUGUCCGGAAAGUAAUAGGACUAAGUCGAUUUAAAAAAAAUUAGUGAGCCAAUCGUUACAAUUCUUUAAAAACUUUCAAAAUAGGCUCCUUCUGCGUCGAUGCAGCGCUGCCAGCGCGAUUACCAAGCAUUGAAGGCGUCACGGAAGGCAUUCUCGGGAAUAGCCUUGAGAGCCGCGGUGCAAGCUGCUUGGAUUCCCUCUGUCGUCUCAAAAUGCUUGCCUUUCAUCGGCCUUUUCAGUCCGGGGGGGCCUCAUCUGGGCUGUAGGGCGGCUGCGGAAGCGUUGGGAUGCCGGCCUUGGUCAGGUAGGUGUUAACAAGAAAGGCGGAGUGAGCCGGGGCGUUGUCGUUCCAGUCGGCUGCGAUGUCUUGUCGGACCCGACUGACCCUUCGUUUGAGUCUCCUGAGCACUUUCACGUAAAACUUGGCGUUGACGGUUUGUCCAGGAGGCACAAAUUCAUGGAUGACGAUGCCUUUGAUGUCAAAAAAGACAAUGAGAAUUGUUUUCACUUUGGAUUUGCUCAUACUUCCCUUUUUUGGGCGAGAAGACGCCGUCGUGUGCCACUCGGAAGAUUGCCUCUUUGUCUCGGGAUCAUACUCAAAGAUACACGAUUCGUCACCUGUGAUUACGAUAUCCAAAAAUUGGGGGUCACUUUCACACAUGUUCAAAUUUUCUUGGCACACUUCCACUCGACGCAAUUUCUGGUCGUCAGUGAGCACUUUUGGGACCAUCUUCGCGCACACCUAGCGCAUGUUCAAAAGCUGAGUCACAAUGUCAAGAGCCACAGAUUUUGGUAAGUUUAACAUCUGGACAAUUAAACGAAUACUAAUUCGACGGUCUGAGUUCAAAACUUUGCGCACACGAGUCACAUUAUCGGUGUUUGUCGAAGUCGAAGGUCUUCCAGCACGGUCUUCAUCAGCGACCUCUUCCCGGCCCUCCAAAAAGGCCUGGUGCCACCGAGACACACCACUUCUUGCUAAAGCAACACCUGGGUAAGCGUGCUUGAUCAUAUCAAACGUCUCUGUCGCAGAUUUACCGAGUUUCACACAGAAUUUAAUCGCGUACCUCUGCUCUAACGAACGCUGCAUUUUCAGCUUGCACCACUCACAGAUACACGUCGCGCGAAAAUGCCUGUCCUGAUUCUCCAAGUGCUCGGAGACAACUGACCAGCCGCUCAUUCGUUAGCUAGAAACGCCCUCUACCGAAUCCAGUCGGUGCGCGCACGCUCCGACGUACAGUCUUGGCGGAAAAAAAUGAGUCCUAUUACUUUCCGGACAAACCCUGUAUAUCACUAUUCUUGAUUAACAUGAUCAGUCAUUUAUUAGAGUGCUUUGCUCCAUGACGUUAUUCUUCAGAAAAAUGUAAGUAUACGCUUUGAAAGUCAAGCCGCAACUGCAAUAUGACAUUAUUCAUGACAGAACUUCAAUACACACUAGCGUCAUCUCUGGCGAAAACUUUGAAACAAUUGCAAAUGUCUGUAUUCCUGAUAAAAUAGUCAACAUUUGGAGUGGAUCUGCAAUUUUAACCAAUUUUUCUCGUUUUUUGGAACAAAAACAAAAACAAAACUCGACCGAAACGUAGUCCGCUUGAUAGAAACCAAAGUUUUGAGUUUGUUUCAGUUUUAUUUUUGUUUUUCAGAGUUUAGAAAAGAUAAACACAACAUAAACUCAACAGUUCGUUUAGUGGAAUACCGCUUUAAGAGAUUUCGUGCAAUUUUCUUUUUAGUGGGGCUAACGGAAAACGGUUUUGUAGAAAGGCCGCCAUUUAGGUGAACAUCUAGGUCUGAGAAUAGUUUAUUUUAAAGAUGAAUGUCAACGCUUUAUGAGCCU